Molecule: messenger RNA, 1465 nt
Organism: Hibiscus syriacus
Lineage: Eukaryota; Viridiplantae; Streptophyta; Magnoliopsida; Malvales; Malvaceae
Product: ammonium transporter 2-like
Exons: 2
Coding region: 1-1431 (476 amino acids)
Biological process (GO): ammonium transmembrane transport
Cellular component (GO): plasma membrane
Molecular function (GO): ammonium channel activity
Source: RefSeq, a predicted model, not a curated record
AUGGCUGAUCAGAUAGCCUAUACAGCACAAGAGAUCGCACCAGCGGUUCCCGGAUGGCUAAACAAAGGAGACAACGCAUGGCAAAUGACGGCAUCGACUCUGGUGGGAAUUCAGAGCAUGCCUGGACUUGUAAUCCUAUAUGCGAGUAUCGUGAAGAAGAAAUGGGCAGUCAACUCGGCUUUCAUGGCCCUUUAUGCCUUUGCAGCAGUUCUGAUUUGUUGGGUCCUUUUAUGCUACCGUAUGGCCUUUGGUGACGAGCUCCUCCCUUUCUGGGGGAAAGGUGCACCGGCUCUUAGCCAAAACUACCUCGUUGGCCGAGCCAAUGUCCCCGAGAGGGUCGCCACCGAGCCUCUUUAUCCCAUGGCAACGCUUGUAUAUUUCCAAUUCACUUUUGCUGCUAUCACUCUUAUUCUGCUGGCUGGUUCUGUUCUUGGUCGCAUGAGUAUCAGGGCAUGGAUGGCAUUUGUCCCACUUUGGCUUAUAUUCUCCUAUACCGUCGGAGCUUAUUGCUUCUGGGGUGGUGGUUUUCUCUAUCGAUGGGGUGCCAUCAACUACUCCGGCGGAUACGUGAUCCACCUUUCCUCCGGGAUCUCCGGUCUCACAGCCGCAUACUGGGUAGGCCCCAGGAUCAAGUGCGACAGAGAAAGGUUUAUUCCGAACAACGUUCUGCUGAUGCUUGCGGGUGCCGGAUUGGUGUGGAUGGGAUGGUCAGGGUUCAACGGAGGAGCCCCGUAUGCUGCAAGCAUUGACUCUUCGAUAGCAGUACUCAACACAAAUGUUUCCGCAGCAACCAGCAUUCUCGUCUGGACUUGUCUCGAUGUGGUGUACUUCGGGAAGCCUUCCGUUAUUGGUGCAGUUCAGGGAAUGAUUACCGGACUCGCUUGCAUCACACCAGGAGCAGGCUUGGUGCAAUCUUGGGCUGCUAUAAUCAUCGGAAUACUUGCCGGAAGUGUUCCAUGGGCAUCCAUGAUGAUCAUUCACAAGAAAUGCAGUUGGUUACAAAAGGUAGAUGAUGCUCUGGGUGUAUUUCACACGCACGCGGUGGCUGGCCUGAUGGGCGGUCUCCUCACGGGGCUACUGGCGGAGCCAAACCUCUGUAGGCUGAUACUGUCGAAGGACACAAGGGGUGCACUUUAUGGGGGGAAUGGAGGGGUUCAAUUGGCGAAGCAAAUAGUAGCGGCUUUCUUUGUAAUUGCUUGGAAUGUGACGUCCACGACGUUGAUUCUUCUAAUGAUAAGGCUGGUUAUACCAUUGAGAAUGCCGGAUAACCUGCUUGAGAUCGGAGAUGACGCCGUCCACGGAGAAGAAGCAUAUGCUCUUUGGGGAGAUGGAGAACAAUUUGAGCAAAGAAACUACGGUUGGCAUGCAGUGGAGGUGACAUCACCUACACCUUACAUCAAUGGUGCAAGAGGAGUAACCAUCGACCUGUAAUUAGCUGCGCAUAUGCAUUGGUUUUAGAUUUCAA